CACAUUUAAGCAACUCCUUCCUAUAUACCUUUCGUCUGCCAUGCGGUGCUUACCUCAGCCGCUUCGGAUACAACUCCUCCUCUUCUACCAGCUGGCCGCUAUCACCAGUAGCCGUCCAGAAACUCUUCUAAAUCUACACUAUCAGAACCUUAUACUUACUCUCAUUUAUAAUCCGGACGGAGAGCGUCCCCAAUUAUUUAUUUACUUAACCCCAGAGUUUACCAAGACUUUCUUGGGUGAGAAGAAACAAAACACUUUUUCUAUUCCAGAAAUCAUCUUUAACCCGACAUUAAUCCUCAGCCCCCACGUGUUUCUUUUAAAGAUGCUGUUUCGAAUCAAGACUUUCAAAAACUUCUCCAGAAACGGGCUAGUGGUCGACUGCCCCGAGAAUUUAUAUAAUCUGAAUAUUUUAAAUAGACUAAAAGAACAAGAACUGAAAUUGAACGACGAAGUUCUCGAUCGGUUUCGAGGAGGGGAAAUUAUAGGAUUCGAACAGAUUAUAAAACCGUACUAUCUCCGCUAUAGAGCAGCAAAAGCAUUUAAUAAUAGCCCGGAUGUUACCAACAAGCUCCAAAACAUAAUAUUACAGCAUGCUAGCAUCAAUACUUUCGUCAAACACUAUAGCAUGGGCAUUCACAUUAACGCUCAGACAAUUGUUCGGAGACUGCCGGCCCAGAAACAACUAAUACAGUUUGCAGUAUUUAUAAGCCGAUUAAUUAACCCCCGUCGACCUUACAAAUUAGAAGACACUAGCAUUAUCAGCAAGGUUCCAAAUAUAUAUAAAAUUCAGAAGAAAGUUAUUAAAAGAAAAGAAUUAAAACAGGAACUCCAAGGCCCCGCUUGUCUGGCAUUCGACGUUGUAGAGCGGCAGGAGAGAGAGUACAUACAUACGAUCCAAAAACAUACCCAGGCACAACGUAUGGCUCGAAAUAAUAAGAAACAACUCACUAAAAAAGUAGUAGAUAAAAAGUAUAUAGGUGCUCUGAAGCGGAUAGGAUAUAUAACUCCGCAGCAUAUCAUCUUAAUCAAUAUCAUCUUAACCAUACCAGGCUCUACUGUUGAGAAGGAGUAUCAACAUCAAAUUGCUGUAAUCAACACAGUUAUCACUUUCUGUGAUGUGGAAGAAGGUUUUCCUAUAAGACGACCAAAAGCUACUCAGAAACAACGCCCUUCAUCUAAGGACGGAAAGACCACACUUUUCCUUGCAUUUGCGUCUGUCUGUAUUAAAGCUCGAUAUAAGCGGCCGACAAUUUGUUUCCUCUGCCUUAGAAAUCCUCACAUACGGGUCAAAUGCAGUAUCUGUAGAAAAGACUUAAAGAGUAAAUCUGUAUUAAUAAACCAUACUGAGGGAGUAUAUAAAACUGUAUCACGUCGGCCGCUAUCUGCCCUUGGCCCAAUUUAG
This is a messenger RNA of Aspergillus aculeatus ATCC 16872, 1402 nucleotides long. RefSeq lists its product as uncharacterized. NCBI's taxonomy places the organism in Eukaryota, Fungi, Ascomycota, Eurotiomycetes, Eurotiales, Aspergillaceae. Bases 41 to 1402 code for a protein of 453 amino acids. The record is from RefSeq and is a predicted model, not a curated record. The transcript has 9 exons.